Molecule: messenger RNA, 1656 nt
Organism: Heterobilharzia americana
Lineage: Eukaryota; Metazoa; Platyhelminthes; Trematoda; Strigeidida; Schistosomatidae
Source: the annotation of a GenBank genome assembly
AUGAUAGAUUCAAAAGGAAAUGAACUUGGUAAAUUAUUCAUUGGUGGAUUAUCACAAUCAACAAAUAAUGAUAGUCUACGUUUAUAUUUUUCAAGAUUCGGUAAAAUUGAUAAGGCUAUUGUAAUGAUGGAUAAUAAAACUGGUAGAUCACGUGGUUUUGGAUAUAUAAAAUAUUAUGAAUAUAAAUCAGUUAUAUUAACUUUAGAAGUUAAAUUGCAUAUUAUAGAUGGUAAACAAGUUGAUGUAAAACAGUUUAAUAUUAAUAUGAAAGGAUGUAAUAGACGUAAUUUAAAAAUAUUUGUUGGUGGUAUAAGCUUAGAACAAGAUAUUGAAUCAAUUAAAGCAUAUUUUAAACAAUAUGGACAUGUAACAGAUGUUAAUUUAAUGAUGGAUAUAAAUAAACAAAAACAUCGAGGUUUUGCUUUCGUCGAAUUUGACAAUGAAAAUGUUGUCAAACAAUUAAUUAACUUACACUAUGUUAAUAUGAAUAAUAAACAAGUUGAAAUUAAAGCAAUGGAGCCAAAAAAUUUUAGUAGAAAAGUAAAAAAUAAUCAUACAUUAAGGCAAAUCAGCACUACAAUUACCAGCAAUAAUAAUAAUAAUAGUGGUAACAUAUGUAAUUUAUCAUCAAAAAAUCCAUCAUAUACUGAUAUAUCACAUUUUCAUGAAGUUUAUCAGCAUACAAAUAAUCCACUAAAUUUUACUGUAAAUCAUUUACCAUCUUCUGCUUACUCUUUACAUAAUCAUCCAUUUUUACCAUUUCAACUCAAUAAUCAACUGGAAUUUCUUCAACCGAAUACAAUAAGGUAUUUACCAGUAUUCUAUAAUCACCAACAGAUGAAUAUAUCUGAUCCUGCUUUUCCUACUCUUAUACACAGUAAUACUGAUAAUUAUAUAAAUACAAAUAAUUACUUGGAUGAUAGUUUCUCAGUACAAAAUAAUCUUAUCUCAGAGUAUACAUUACAACCUAUAGCCUUCAUGAAUAAACCAUUCACAGGAAAUCAAAGUAUACUUCAAAAUUCUACAAAUAAAUCAACUACUGGUAAGCAUUCAUCAACUUCAGUGUUAUCACCAUUAUACAUUACUACACUGGCUAAUGUAAAUCCUUAUCAUAAAAUCAAUAGAGUACAAGUUCCACCAAAACACCCUUCAUAUAUACCGCCAAUACUGACUACCAAUCAAUUAAAACAACAAUCACAUAGUUUAUUUUAUUCAAAUAUAUUCAAUUUUCAACAGCUUAACCCAUCAGUUUAUACUAUUCAGUGUGAACUUAUUCCAUUGCAUGUUAUUUCACCAUCAAGUAAUUCUAUGAUAAAACAAUCUUCAUGCAAUAAUAUUACUCCUAUCGUUGUUUGUAAUGAUAUGCCUAAUAAUACUGAUAGUGGGAUUUUUUCCACUACUAGUAAGAACAGUAGCACUAAGAAAGAAGAGCAGCAUAUAACCAAUGAUAAUUUAUCUAAGGCAAUUUCAACAGCUUCUAAUACGGCAAACGCUUUAACUACUUCAGGUAUUGUAAGUAUUUCUAUGGAUAAUACAAGUACAGCUGUAACUCUGUCUUCAGAAGCUACCGACAGUGCAACUACAAAUACUACCAAUGCUGAUGCAACCAAUUUAACAAAGUUGAAAGGAUUACUAGAGACCAUAAAGAUUGGAUGA